This is a messenger RNA of Pararge aegeria (speckled wood butterfly), 11175 nucleotides long. It is a transcript of the gene stan, whose product is annotated as protocadherin-like wing polarity protein stan. Gene Ontology annotation, cellular component: plasma membrane. The transcript has 54 exons. The record is from RefSeq and is a predicted model, not a curated record. Gene Ontology annotation, biological process: G protein-coupled receptor signaling pathway; homophilic cell-cell adhesion; cell surface receptor signaling pathway. Gene Ontology annotation, molecular function: G protein-coupled receptor activity; calcium ion binding. Bases 1 to 10458 code for a protein of 3485 amino acids. NCBI's taxonomy places the organism in Eukaryota, Metazoa, Arthropoda, Insecta, Lepidoptera, Nymphalidae.
AUGGCACGGUGGGCGCAAGUCGUGCUGACAGCGCUGGCGUUGUCGGCCGCGCGCGCCUACCUCAUCAUCGUCCCCGACACUGCUCCGCCAGGCUACGUCGUUCUCGACGCGGCCGUAUACAAACUGGGCUCCGAAAGAACCUACACCAUCGACGUCCAUCGCACAGCUAAUUUCGUACACCACAUCCUACGAGUCAACAGAACUUCUGGACUAGUCACGUUGCGAAAAAGGUUACGAUGUGACGGCGUGCUCUAUCCAAACCUUUUCACCUUCUACGUCGACUCCACAUCCGAGCGAAUCAGAGAUAUUGAUUACUACAGCUUACCCAUUAGAAUACUAGUAGCUGGCGAGGAUUGCAGCAGACGACACGCUGACUUAUAUGACAUAGAUUUUGAUAGGGUGUACGAUCAAAACGAUGCAGCUUUACAGUAUGAGGACGAGCACGAAAGAGAUAAAAGGGAAGCUAUUUAUCAAGAGAGUAUAGACUGGAGAUUGUUAGAAGAAGAGGAGUUAGGUUCUAGUCAAUAUAGUGUGCUGUCCACGGCCUAUCCGUGGUCCAACGCGAUGUUUGAAGAUUAUGCGUUUAGAAAUAGAAGUAGGAACAAACGAUCUCCAUUAGUACCCUUUGAUAUGGCCAUAGAUGUGAAGAUAGCUGAAGCGAAACAGUGGAUAUCAGAGACGUACGCCAGUUUCGCGAUACCUACGACGGAUCGCUGGCAGGGUAUUUGCUUAAAGAACUCUCAGUUUAUAAAUUCUCUGACAGCAUUUCUGCCGCGGACAGUUCAAAAACAGUGUAGAGUUCAAUUCUUGGAUGUAAGUGAUCCACGAUUUGUUAUUGAGAACAGUCAAGGUGAUUUGGUAGCGAGCAGUGAUGUGUGUAUUCAAGAACCAAUGUGGAAAGUGUCUGUGCUCUUCACAUUUAAUUGUGAACGGACUAAUAUUGUUGAUUCGGACCAUAGGUUGAAAAUAGUUUAUCACCAUCAAGAGCUGAAUGAUACGGAUAUAGCGAGACGAGUGAAGAGGGAGCUACGUAACCAAUCUCCUUAUUUUGAGCAAGCAUUGUAUGUCGCUUCUGUUGCUGAAGAACAACCUCCAGGAGUUAUAGUCACCACUGUAAGAGCUCGUGAUCCAGAAAACAGCCCGGUCACGUAUUCGAUAUCAAGCUUACUGGACUCCAGGUCAGCUGGCAUGUUCGCUGUGGAUACCAGGUCUGGAGUGAUCACCACGCAGGCUCGGCUGGACAGAGAGAGACUUGACGUUCACUACUUCAGGGUAGUCGCUCAGGAUGACACGUUCCCACCGAGAAGCGGUACCACGACCCUUCAGAUCAACGUGUUAGACUGCAACGAUCACGCACCGGUUUUUGAAAUGCAACAAUAUGAAGCUUCGGUCAGAGAAGGUGCUAGUACUGGCACCACUGUACUUACGCUGAAGGCGACUGAUCAAGACAUUGGCAAAAAUGCUGAGGUUGAAUACUCAAUCGACUCUGUCAAAGCAGAAUCACUGAACCCGGAACUCAUGAACGAUUCCAUAGACUCAGAUCAGAUUGAUGCCAGGGAUGUGUUCAGGGUCGAUGGUAGGAGUGGUGCAUUGCUAACUCGAGCUCCCCUGGACAGGGAGAAGGUAUCCAGGUACACUGUGAUUGUGAAGGCUACGGAUCAAGCCAGCCCGUUGUCCGACCGAAUGUCUAGCAGCGCAACGAUUCACGUAAAUAUCUUGGACGAUAACGACAACUACCCGCAGUUCAGCGAAAAGACAUACACCGUGAAUGUAGACGAAGACAUCAGCGUUGCUGACAAUCCAGUCAUUGCCAGGAUAAAAGCAACGGACGCAGAUGUUGGCCCCAACUCGGCCAUCCGCUACGCUAUCAUCGGCGGCAACACACAAAUGCAGUUUUCCAUCGACAGCCUGAGUGGAGACGUGUCCCUUGUCAAACCGCUAGAUUACGAGCAAGUGCGCAAUUACCGACUUGUGAUAAGAGCUCAGGACGGCGGUAGUCCAUCCCGUUCUAAUACCACACAGCUGCUUAUAAACGUCAAGGACAUUAACGAUAACGCACCGCGCUUCUACACCUCGCUGUUCCAAGAAUCCGUCAGCGAAAAUGUACCUGUUGGAUACAGUAUUGUUAGAGUACAAGCGUACGAUGCCGAUGAAGGUGUGAAUGCAGAACUAACUUACACAUUACAAGAUAAAGAGUACAAUGGCAACAAUGACCUACCGAUCUCGAUAGAUCCACGUUCCGGAUGGGUUUAUACGUCGAGACAGUUGGAUAGGGAGAUUCAGUCAAAAUAUCAACUCCAGGUAACAGCAACUGACAGUGGAACUCCGCCCCGAUCGGCAACAGCGUCCGUGGUAGUGGUAGUACAAGACGUGAAUGACAACGACCCCGUGUUCUCCCCGCCUCAGUACGACGUAGAAUUGGCUGAGGAUGAACCCCCUGGAACCCCUGUUGUAACAGUUACUGCUACAGACGCUGAUGAAGAUAAUAGGUUACACUAUGAAAUCACCGGCGGCAACACCCGAGGUCGUUUCUCCAUAACCUCACAGAACGGCCGCGGACUUAUAACAGUUGCGCAACUCCUCGACUUCAAACAGGAACGAAGAUAUGUGUUAACUGUCACCGCUACGGAUUCUGGCGGAAGAUCGGACACUGCUAUGGUCCAUAUUAAUAUCACAGACGCGAAUAACUACGCGCCAGUUUUUGAAAAUGCACCGUAUACUGCUUCGGUAUUUGAAGAUGCCCCAGUCGGUACAACAGUGUUGGUGGUAUCAGCCACGGAUAGCGACGUAGGAGUGAACGCACAAAUUACUUACACGCUUAGUUCAGAAAUAUCCAAUGAAGCGGUCGCUCAUCAUGAGCAGGAGUUUCUCAUUAACCCACAAACUGGUGCCAUUACUACGAACCGAUUACUGGACAGAGAGACUAUGAGUGGGUAUCUGCUUACUGUGACGGCUCGCGACGGCGGUGUCCCAUCGCUAUCUGAUACAACCGAUGUGGAAAUCUCCGUAGUGGAUGUCAACGAUAAUGAACCGAUCUUCAAGCAGCAACUUUAUACCGCCAGUAUUAUGGAGGAUGCUCUUGUUGGUACAUCGGUGACCCAAGUGAGCGCAACAGACGCGGAUGUAGGUCUCAACGGCCGAGUGCACUAUGAACUUGAACCUAAAGACAGAGAAGAAGGUUCAUUUGUUAUUGACACUGCUUCCGGAGUCAUAAGAACCAACAAGGCUCUAGAUCGUGAGUCUGUGGCGAUAUACGAUUUGAAAGCCUUGGCGAUUGAUGGGGGAACACCGCCUCAGAGUUCUACCGUUAUAGUCCACAUAAAAGUGGAAGACAUCAAUGAUUCUCCGCCGGUAUUCGAGAGUGAUUGCCUGAUAUUCUAUAUUCAAGAGAAUAGUCCUAUCGGUACUACCGUAGGUGAAAUAUACGCGCAUGAUCCAGAUGAAGGCGCGAAUGCUGUCGUCCAUUAUUCGAUUAAAGGUGGCGACGACUCCAACAGCUUCUCCCUUGAAACCCGCCAAGGUUCCGACAAAGCAGAACUAAUAACCAUGGUUGACCUUGACUAUGAGAGUCCUAGAAAGAAGUACGAGCUCAUCAUAAGAGCAGCUAGCCCCCCACUGUGGAAUGACGUCAUAGUGGAGAUCCUUGUAACAGAUGUGAAUGACAACGCGCCAAUGUUGAAGGACUUUCAAAUAAUAUUCAAUAACUAUAAGGACUGCUUUCCUGUUGGACCUUUUGGCAAAGUCCCGGCGUAUGAUGCUGAUGUUACUGAUAAGCUACAAUAUCGAAUCCUCUCGGGUAACAACGCAAAUCUCGUGCUUCUGAACGAAACCACCGGCACCAUGACGCUGUCACCUCAGUUGAACACAAACGUACCUAAGCUUGCUACUAUGGAAAUAUCGGUCACAGAUGGCGUCAAUGAAGUUAAAGCCAUGAUGCAACUUCUGGUCAGGCUGAUAACAGAAGAGAUACUGUUCAACUCCAUAACAGUUCGUCUGAAUGACAUGACAGCCGAACAGUUCUUGUCGCCAUUGCUGGCCUUCUUCAUAGACGGGCUCGCGGCCAUCAUACCCUGCCCGAAGGAGAACAUCUACAUUUUUAGUGUACAGGAUGACACAGAUGUCACAGGGAACAUCCUUAACGUAUCCUUCUCAGCGAAGAGACCCGACGCAGAAGUUGGCAUUGGAGGCGAUACGUCGCAGUACUACUCGCCUACCCACUUGCGCGAACGAGUUUACUUGCAUCGCGCUACACUCGCCAGGCUUGCCACUGUACAGGUCUUACCGUUUGACGACAACGUCUGCGUCCACGAGCCCUGUCUCAACUAUGAAGAGUGUCUCACCGUGCUCAAGUUUGGGAACGCAUCGGGUUUCAUCAAUAGCGACACUGUACUUUUUCGGCCAAUAUAUCCCGUCACCACAUUCACGUGUAAAUGUCCUCAAGGAUUUACGGGUUCUCGGGAGCACUAUAUGUGUGACACCGAGGUAGACUUGUGCUACUCCUCACCGUGCAAGAACAACGGAACUUGCGUGCGCCGCGAAGGUGGCUACACUUGCGUUUGUGGAGCUGGAUUCACUGGGGUAAAUUGCGAAACGAUCCUGACCAAAGCGACAUGUGACAUGAACGGCGAUGGCAGCGUGUGUCGCAGCGGUUCACAGUGUGUAGCUAAGCGAGAAGGCGGGAUCUUAUGUCAAGGGUGUACAAUCGACGUGGCUUAUACCACUGCAAUGUGCGAACUGAGAGCCAGAAGCUUCCCUACGACAUCGUUCUUGACUUUUCCCGGCCUUAAGAGAAGACAUCGCUUCCAUUUGAAACUCAAAUUUGCAACACAAACAACCUCUGGCCUCCUCCUCUACAACGGGCGAUAUAACGAGAGACACGACUUUAUAUCGCUCGAAAUCAUAAGCUCUGGCGCAGGCGCGGACGGAGGGCCGGGGAUUCGAUUCACGUUUGCUCUAGGAGGGGGCAAGACUGAAGUCACAGUGGAGGGAGAUAUCGCUGAUGGCGUCUGGCAUACUGUUGAAGUGGAAUACUUUAAUCGGACCGCAACAAUGAUUUUGGACGAUUGCGACAAAGCACUAUCGCUGGCGGGCGCCGCUGAGUUUGGCAUUAAAUAUGCGUGUGCUAAUUUCACGAGAAAAGUACUGCCGCCGCGUUGUGAUAUUCCCACUGAGACUUGCCACAGCAGAUUCCUCGACUUAACCGGACCUCUACAAAUUGGCGGACUCCCGAACAUCCCGAGUAGUUUUCAAGUGAAGAAUAAAGACUUCGUCGGCUGUAUAUCGGAUCUAUUUGUCGACCACAAAUUUAUUGAUCUGAAUAGUUUCGUAUCAGACAAUGGGACACUGGCAGGGUGUCCAGAGAAACGAUCUCAGUGCAACAGUGCUCCGUGUUACAAUGACGGCGAAUGUCUUGAUCUAUGGGAUACCUUUCUGUGUAAAUGCAACGAAGGGUACACGGGAAAAGACUGUGCCGACUCCACAUCACCCCCAUGGCGCUUCAGUGGUGACGGCAUGCUGUCAUUUAACCCUCUGCUUCGUCCCAUACAACUGCCGUGGCUCAACGCGCUGUCUCUACGCACGAGACAACAAGACGCCUUUCUUAUGUCCGUACAGAUUGGACAGAAUAGCAGCGUUAUUAUAACUUUGAAAUCUGGCCUCCUACACUACUCAUACAACGGUGAAACGAUGUUCCUUCCAUCCACCACUCUUGCCGACGGAUCAUGGCACCGUAUUGAAAUCAAAUGGCUCGGUACUGACAUAUCUGUGAGCAUAGAUUACGGACUUCGCAACGCAUUGCUACCAAUGCUGGCCAAUAAAAUACAGGGCCAGUAUAUCGGGAAGAUACUCAUUGGUGGAUUGGACACGACCGCUGGUCUGCUGGCUUCCGAUGUUGGAUAUUUUGAGGGGUGUAUACAGGAUGUGCGCGUUGGAACAGCUCAGUCACUUCUAAAUCGACCGACCGUUCGAGAAAACGUUAGAGAUGGAUGUCAGUCGCGUGCGGACUGUAUGCUGUCUAUUUGUCCACCUUAUAGUAAAUGUGAAUCUUCAUGGGACCACACGCAGUGUGUUUGCGACACGGGCCGGCUGGGUCCGCAGUGCGUAGCGGCGUGCGACCUAAGCCCGUGUGGGGAGCACGCGCUCUGCGUACCCAACGACAGUGAUAAAGGAUACUCUUGCAGCUGCUUCGUGGGGUAUAUGAUGACAGCGCAAGGCUGUGUAGAGGAGGAUGGACAAGAAUGUCCUAGUGGUUGGUGGGGAUCGCGCCGCGGUGCUUGCGGGCCGUGCGCAUGCGACGCUCGAGGUUUGCAUCCGCACUGUGACACCGGUACUGGAAAAUGUAGAUGCAAGGAAAACCACUACAAGCCCCUAGGAUCGGAGCAGUGCAUCCCAUGUCAGUGUUACGCCGCCGGUUCACUCAACGGGUCGUGUGAAACACUUUCCGGACAGUGCUACUGUCGCAGUGGAGUUAUUGGGCGUGCUUGCGAUUCCUGUGCCAACCUCUAUGCUGAGGUCACGCCUAAUACUGGAUGCAAAGUUGUAUAUGAUGGGUGUCCAAGGUCAUUUUCACACGGAGUAUGGUGGCCACAGACGAAAUUUGGAAUCGAAACUAUCACUGACUGUCCUACAGGAUCUAGCGGAAAAGCGACUCGCAUGUGCGAUAAAACUCAAGUGAUACCGUGGCAAGUUCCAAAUAUGUUCAAUUGCACUACAUCUACAUUCUACCAAUUGAGGAAACAGCUGCAUAAAAUAGAAACGGGAGAGUUGCAAGUGAACACGUUCGUCGGUGUUCGCCUGGCGGAAGACUUGGCGAAUGCGUGCGCGAACACCCCAAAUCUGUUCGGGGCCGAUGUUCUAGUUGCUGAGGGGAUAUUAUUGGAGCUGAUACAGUAUGAGUUGCGGCAAGCUGGGCUGAACCUUACGCAUAGCCAGGAUAAGGACUAUGUUCGAAACAUAAUUAAAUCCUCAAACACGAUACUAAACAAUAAAUACGAGAAAGAAUGGCGCCGUAUAAGAGAGCUCACGGGCCGUGGGGUGGAGCAUUUAUUGCAACAGUUCGAUAAAUACAUCGCAGUACUCGCGGAAAGUCAACACGACACGUACACGAGUCCCUUUGAGAUCGUCACCACAGAUUUAGUCAUCGGUGUGGACAUAGUGACAGCAGAGUCUAUCUACGGCUUCGAACCAACGACACUCAACCGUUUCGGAGAUUCAUACACUACUGAACGCGUGAUAUUACCAGAUACAUCUUCCUUCAUUCAUUCUCCUAUACAAACGCCAGGAUAUUAUGGCAUUGGUAAAGCAAAGAAUAAGAAACCCUCUAGUCCUACCGUCUCUUUUCCAAAAUACAACAAUUAUGUCAAGAGCAAGAACAAGUUUGACAAAUUUUCGAGAGUUCUCCUACCGUUGGACUUGAUUGGAAUCAAUAAUGCACAAGAAACGAACUACGAAUCCCGAGCCGUAUUCUCCUACUUGCAAUACUCACGGAACACCUCACAACUCAUGCCUCUAAGAAUGGACGAGUCGGUGAGUCGGCGAUGGGGAGUCAAUAUUACUUUAGGAUCGCCGAUACUGCAAGUGGCUUUAUUCGUACCCGAGUUUGUAUGGGCUAGGGAGACGAAGGAGGCCGAUGACAAUGCUAUUGAAAACAAUAUGGAUGACCUUGAAGGAAUAACAUACAGUAACAAAGGUCAUCCUCACCCAGAUCAUUUAAACAACCAAAUAUCUACCAACGAACAUUCAAAACAAGACACAUGGCCUCAAACAGAUGACGAAAAUUCAAAUCAUGAAAAUCAUGGACCAGUAGUUAUACAACCAGCGUACAAGAAAGCCGAUAAAUCUUACAACGACAACUUCCAAGAAAAUGAUUCCUCUUAUGUCGCGGAGAGGUUGGAAAAUUCCGAUGGACCUAAAGUCCUAGCCCUGAUUAUGGACAAUGAUAAAAACAAAGAAUUUAAUUCCACUAAGGAGGUGGGGAAGAAGAAGUUGUUGUACAAAAGUUUGAACAGUGUGAGAUUAAAGAAACCGAUAAGGUUGCAGUUGUGGUUGGAUAUCAACAGAGAAACUUUCGGUUCUAGAACUAACCCGCAAUGUGUUCAUUGGUCAACCUUGAGAGGGUCAGGGGAAUGGUCCCGAGUUGGCUGUCACACCGAAAUUGAUUACGAUUGGUCUCCGUACUCUGAUGAACCAUUACUCAUAAACUGCACUUGCAAUCACCUUUCAACGUUCGCCGUUUUAGUCGACGAAGUUGAUAUUGAAUUCAUUCCAGAGCCUUCUCUCCUAGAAUCAGUGACAUCCUACACUGGAUUUAGCAUAUCCCUUCCGUUACUACUGUGGACGUGGGCAGCAUUAUGCCUCAUGCGCGGCGGAGCAGCGACUGUAUCUAAUUCGAUACACAAACAUCUGAUAUUCUGCGUGUUUAUGGCUGAACUCCUAUACUUGAUUGCUUUGAAAGCGCGGAGUUCUUUAGUUCAGAAUGAGUUCGCGUGUAAAGUUGUGGCGAUGGGCCUCCACUACUGGUGGGUGUGCGCGCUCGCGUGGGCGGCGUGCGACGCGUGGCAGCUACGUCGCCUAGUGCGCGAGUUACGCGAUGUCAACCACGGACCGCUCGCCGCGCAGUUAGCCGCAGCGUACGCCGCGCCAGCGGUCGCACUCGCACUCGCGGCCGCACAGCACCAGCAUCAAUACGGAAAUGCGCUUUUUUGCUGGGUCAGCUGUCACGAGGCAGUGGUGUGGUGGGUGGUGAUACCGGCGGGUAUAUACGCACUGGCUGCACUAGUCUUCCUAGCGGGAGCCACUCGCGCUGCUUUCACUGUCCGGGACCACGUUAUCGGAUUUGGGAAUUUAAGGAUGCUUCUAGCAAUCAGCAUAGUUUGUCUACCGCUGCUAUGCGUUGCCUGGGCCAGUGGUCUGAUACUGGGCAGCGAAUCGGGCGACCGAAGAAACGUUCUCAGUUCAGUUUUAGCCGGCGCGGUCGCUUUGCACGCAGCCGCGGCUUCGCUGGGAUACAUCGCUUUCAAUAUUCGAGUGCGGGAUAAUUUAAAGAGGACGAUUUUGAGAUGUCUUGGCAAGAAAGUUCCACUUGCAGACACUUCCAUCAUAAUAAGCACGAGCGCUCAAAAUCUCUCGCAAGUGAACAGAUCAGCUCUCGCAUACCACAGCAGCACGGAGCCGGGUCGACAACUUCGCAACAUAGGAAUAUCGGCCUCUUCGACUACCUCUAGAUCUACUACCAAAACCAGUUCCAGUCCGUACAGCCGCAGCGAUGGUCAAUUGCGUCACACGAGCACAUCCACGUCAAACUAUAACACUAGCGCGAGCGACAUGCCGGCGUAUUUGAGAGGAUUCGACUCCUCACUGCAUACUCGGAAAGAAGACGAAGGUCGCCGACGUCGUAAAAACCGCGGCGAAACCGAAGAGGCAACAGAAGGAACUGAAGGGACAGAAGGAACUGACAGUGAGAGCGAGGCGUCUGCCCGCAGUCUCGACCUUGCCUCGAGCCACUCUUCUGAUGAUGAUGACACUACUUCCAGAAGAUCCAGCCAUCCACCUUCCGCACACCGAGACCGAGGUACGAGCGGCACGGGAGGAAGCUAUCUUCCAAAUAUCACAGAAGGAGCACCAUUAGCAAUUACUCCGAGAUGGCCAUCCCACAUUAGAGACGAAUCUAACCGACCGGAUAUGGGUAGAUGGUCCCAAGAAACCGGAUCCGAAGAUGGUGGUAACCCUGGAGGUGCAUCGCCGUCCCCUAACCCACUACCUAACCCGGAUCUGACGUCCGAUGUGUAUCAACUUAGCCGACAUCGCAUGAAGCCGUCUAUACUGGAAAAUGUGCAUGACACAUACGUAGCAAGCGUAGAUGCGUCGAGAUUACCUCUUGAUAAUAGAUACGGUGUGAUGGAGGACGAAUUAAUGUACGGUGUCAUGUCUAGCGACGCUGAGAAGCAAAUGCCGUACGACCCCAAUUACCCUAUCUCGCCUACGAUGUACCGACUACCAACCAACCCUUACGGCUCCAAAACCUAUUUAUCAUCACGCACUUCAGAUUAUGGGUAUAGUCCUACAAAAUACUUGACUACGGAACCGAGCGUGUAUGGUUCCAGAGAUUUCCGGGAUUCCAGUGUAACAACAAGGGAGCAUGAUGGUUACCCUCCACGGGAUUUCCGCGAUUCUGGGAUAGCGACAAUGCUGAAGAAUGACUACCAGAGGAAGAUGGAACAUUACGAGUACAGUGAUAGAAUGUCGGACGGUUCGGAUAAACACCAUCCGCACGAUAAAUAUCUGUUUCCGUAUACAGCGGAGGAGGAUCACAUAAGCGUGCGCGGUACGCAGUCACCACAUCGUCUCAAUAGCGAGUCACACGCAGGCGACGGUCAACAGCCAAUGGGGGCACCUCUUGCGAGCAUGGGUGAAACGAGCGAGAAAUCUACUACUGAAGACGACGCCGAGACGAGAGUGUAAUAAGAUCACAAUAUAGUACAAGAUUUCCAAUGAAUCUCAAUUAGUUAAUUAAUUUAUUUGACUAUUAUAUUUUGUAAAAUAAACAUAUUUCAUCAUAGUUUAGCUGUUAUAUCUACGAAGACUGGCGCAUACUCAGUGCUCACUGCCAUAGAUAAUACAGACCUGUCAAAUAAGUUUUAGACCUGUUCGAGGGCUAGAGUUGUAUGACAUUUGCAGUUGUAGAAUUAAUAGUCUUAAAACUUCUAAAUACUUUUCGCUGUUGCUUUAUUAUCUUAUGGGUUAGGAUGUAAGCACCAAAAGUUAUUCAUCCUACAAACCAAUCAGAUUGUAAAAAGUUGUCAAAUAUCAAUCAUUUGAUUAGCUUUGGCAAAGUACAUGAUAAUUAUAAAAUACAUGAUAAAUAACAGCAGUGAAAUGUAUGGCUUGACUACAAUUAUGUUCCUACUUCCUAGACCUUCUACAACUACAGGUAGUUAAAGCUUUUUAAUAGACUGCUUUUGACAGUUCUAUUCAACGUUAUAUAUGUACGUUAUUAAAUAAAACUUGUAAAAUUUUGCAUUCGUUCUUAUGUAAAAACAUGACUACUUUCAAAAAAAAUAUUUAAAAAAAAUUAAACCGCUCAAAAGUAGCGUAUUGAAAUGGUUGGAUUUUAGAUGACUUUUCAUAUUAACGAUUAUUUCAAAUAGAUUUUCUAUGCUUUAAGUAGAAUAGUUGCCA